AUGGAGAAAGAGAAAGGGAAUAACUGCACAUCAUCAAGUGAGUUCCUCCUGCUGGGAAUGGGGAACAUCCCCUCACUCCAUAUACCACUCUUCCUACUCUUGCUCCUGAUCUACUUGGUGACCGUGGUUGGGAACAGCCUCAUUGUUGUGCUGGUGGUGGCAGACCGGCAUCUGCACAGCUCCAUGUACUUAUUCUUGGGCAAUCUGUCCUUUGUAGAGACCUGCUGCAGCUCCACCAUCCUGCCCCAGCUGUUGGCCAGCUUCCUGACUGGGGACAGGACUAUCUCUGCUCAGGGUUGUAUGACUCAGCUCUAUUUCUUCAUUGGUUUUGCAGUUACAGAAUGUUUCCUGCUGGCAUCCAUGUCCUAUGAUCGGUACUUGGCCAUACGCCAGCCCCUGCUCUAUGCAAGCCUCAUGACCUGGAAGGUUUGUCUCCUGAUGGCAGCUGGGUCUUGGCGGGGUUUGGUCUUUUCUAUAGUAGCCACUGUCUUCUUAUCAAGGUUAAAGUUCUGUGGCCCUGCUGCAACUGACAACUUCUUCUCUGAUUUUACUCCUUUGCUGGAGCUCGCCUGCACUGACACCAGUGUAGUUAAAAUAGUAACUUUCAUCCUGACUCUCCUGGAUUCAGUCUUCCCCUUCCUGAUCACGCUGGCCUCCUACGUGUCCAUCAUAAUUGCCAUCCUGAGGAUCCCCUCCAGCAUGGGCAUGCAGAAGGCCUUCUCCACCUGCUCCUCGAACCUCACUGUCGUCACUGUUUUCUAUGGCACCCUCAUCAUUGUCCACAUGCUGCCCAGAACCUCCAGACUCAGACAGCUCAACAAGGUGUUCUCCUUCUACACCAUCCUCACCACCCUGGUCCAUCCCCUCACCUACAGUCUGCAGAGCAAGGAGCUCAGGAAGGCCCUGAGGAAAGCACUCAGGAAAGAUUUGGGUGGUACCCAGGGCUCAUGCCAGUUGACAUGGGCACAAACAACUUCUAACUUCUACAAAGCCAAGUACUGUGUACUGCAAGAUCUCUUUAGAAGUGUGCGGCCUUGA
This is a messenger RNA of Rhea pennata, 1038 nucleotides long. RefSeq names its product olfactory receptor 5B21-like. NCBI's taxonomy places the organism in Eukaryota, Metazoa, Chordata, Aves, Rheiformes, Rheidae. Gene Ontology annotation, biological process: G protein-coupled receptor signaling pathway. The record is from RefSeq and is a predicted model, not a curated record. Gene Ontology annotation, molecular function: olfactory receptor activity; G protein-coupled receptor activity; odorant binding. Gene Ontology annotation, cellular component: membrane.